CUCACUAGCAGAGUAACAGUUGUGAGAGAAGCAGAGAAAGGAGACACACAAACAGACACACAAACAUCCAGGAAAUGGCUUCAACCUUUAGCCUCCUGUCUGAGAAGCACUUCCUGUGUUCACUAUGUGAGGACAUCUUCAGCAGUCCAGUCACUACACCGUGUGGUCACAGCUUCUGUAAAGUGUGUCUGCGCAAAUACUGGAGCCGCUCUGGCUCGGGCAAAUGCCCUCUCUGCAGCAAGGCCUUUAUCUCGAAACCUCACCUCAGUGUGAAUCGUAUACUGGCCGAAGUCACAGAGCAUUACAGGAAAUCACGGCUUGACAGGAAAUCGAAAUCUGUCAGUGUAGCGGGAUAUUUAAACGAGAUGAUCGAGAAAACAGAAAUAGAGGUGGAGCAGAUGAUCAAAGAGAGGAUGCAGAAAAUGGACAAACUCAAGCAGUCUCUUAAACUCCUGAAGAGCUCGUGUCUACGGGAAGUACAGGAAAGUCACAGGGUGUUCUCUGCCCUCCUCAGCUCAGUGGAGGCGGCCCACAAAGCCGUGGUGGCAGAGGUUGAGGAGAAACAGCAAGAAGCUGAGAAACAAGUGGACCGACUUCUUAAAGAGCUGGAGAAAGAGAUCGCUGAGCUUCAAAGUGGACAGACAACUCCAGAUCAUCUUCUAGAUAGCAAGGAGUGUCUUAGAAAGAGUUUCAUUCAUUUACCCAGAGAGAUGAGGGACUGGUCAAAAGUCACUCUAGAGACAGAGCCAUGUGUGGGAUUUACCAGGAAAGGCGUGAGCGAUUUCAUCAACACUGUCAGGGCAGAGGAGAACAAACUGUCUAAAGCAGAGCUGAAGAGACUGCAGAUAUACACAGUGGACAUCAAACUGAACCAUCGCACGGCUCACGCCCACCUGUCCAUCUCGGACAACAAGAAGCAGGUCCGAUACACAGACAAACAACAGGAGGUCCCUGAAAAUCCCAAAAGGUUUGACCGUGUGACUAACGUGGUUACUAAGGAAGCUUUUAUCUCAGGUAGACACUACUGGGAAGUGGAAGUAGGAGACAAGACAGAAUGGGACCUCGGUGUUGCCAAGCACUCGGUUAACAGGAAGGGGAAAUUUACAGUCAGUCCUGCAAACAGCUUCUGGACCCUCAGCCUGAGAAAUGGAAAUCAGUACAUGGCCAACACGCUGCCACCAACCUGUCUGUCUCUAACCCCCAAACCCAGAAAGGUGGCCAUUUAUCUGGACUAUGAUGCAGGACGUGUGUCCUUCUUCUGUCCUGAAUCCGGGAUUCAUAUCUACACAUUUACAGACAUGUUUACUGAAAGACUUCAUGCUAUUUUCAACCCCGGACGACUGCAUGGGGGCAAGAACGCUACACCGCUCAUCAUAACCAGUAACUGCUGCACCAUCUGAAAGAUUCUCCUUUGACUCUUCUUGUUUAGACGAUUGCAGCUAAACCUCUAAUCAUCUCUACCUGAGUUCUGCCUAAAAAUAAAAGACCCAGUCCAUAUUAAUUUAUUUCAUUAUAUUGUGUACAAAUAUGUUUAUACCUUGAUUUUACUUUACUGGUAUUUUUUUAAAUAAAUAAAAAAGAAACAGUUUGAACAGAA
Silurus meridionalis is the source of this 1597-nucleotide messenger RNA. It is a transcript of the gene btr02, whose product is annotated as bloodthirsty-related gene family, member 2. The coding region runs from base 75 to 1400 and encodes 441 amino acids. The record is from RefSeq and is a predicted model, not a curated record. The transcript has 7 exons. NCBI's taxonomy places the organism in Eukaryota, Metazoa, Chordata, Actinopteri, Siluriformes, Siluridae. Gene Ontology annotation, molecular function: metal ion binding; protein binding.